UGCGCGAACGGCGACGGCGGCGGGGCUGUUGGUCAGACGGCCGCUCGGGCAGGAGGUUGGCGGCGUGAGGUGUUAGUGGGGUGGUAGCGGUUUCCCCCGUAGCUGGAGCGGCGGCGCUGGCACUCGCCAUCAUGUCUCGGGGCUCGAUUGAGAUCCCCCUCCGGGAUACCGACGAGGUCAUUGAGCUUGACUUCGAUCAAUUACCGGAGGGGGAUGAAGUUAUAAGCAUUUUGAAACAGGAACAUACUCAGCUGCACAUAUGGAUUGCCCUAGCGCUGGAAUAUUACAAACAAGGCAAAACAGAAGACUUUGUGAAACUAUUAGAGGCUGCUCGCAUAGAUGGAAACCUGGAUUAUAGAGACCAUGAAAAAGAUCAGAUGACUUGCUUAGAUACCUUAGCAGCCUACUAUGUACAGCAGGCUCGGAAAGAAAAGAACAAAGAUAACAAGAAAGAGCUUAUUACGCAAGCUACACUAUUGUACACUAUGGCUGAUAAAAUUAUCAUGUAUGAUCAGAAUCACUUAUUGGGAAGAGCCUGUUUCUGCCUUCUGGAGGGGGAUAAGAUGGAUCAAGCAGAUGCACAGUUUCAUUUUGUACUCAAUCAGUCUCCCAAUAAUAUUCCAGCCCUUCUUGGUAAAGCAUGCAUUUCGUUUAACAAGAAAGAUUACAGAGGUGCCCUUGCCUAUUAUAAAAAGGCUCUGCGAACUAAUCCUGGCUGCCCAGCUGAGGUUCGUCUGGGCAUGGGCCAUUGCUUUGUAAAGCUGAACAAGCUAGAGAAAGCUCGCCUGGCGUUCAGCAGGGCACUGGAACUCAAUUCCAAAUGUGUGGGGGCUUUAGUUGGAUUGGCUGUUCUGGAACUAAAUAACAAAGAGGCGGAUUCCAUCAAAAAUGGUGUCCAGUUACUCUCUAGAGCUUACACAAUUGAUCCUAGUAACCCUAUGGUAUUAAAUCACUUGGCAAACCAUUUCUUCUUUAAAAAGGAUUAUGGUAAGGUCCAACAUUUGGCACUUCAUGCUUUUCACAAUACAGAAGUAGAAGCAAUGCAGGCAGAGAGUUGCUACCAGCUGGCCAGGUCUUUUCACGUUCAGGAAGAUUAUGAUCAAGCUUUCCAAUAUUAUUACCAAGCCACACAGUUUGCCUCUUCAUCUUUUGUACUGCCAUUUUUUGGACUGGGUCAAAUGUACAUUUACCGAGGAGACAAAGAAAAUGCAUCACAAUGCUUUGAAAAAGUUUUGAAAGCCUACCCUAACAAUUAUGAGACCAUGAAAAUUCUUGGAUCUCUCUACGCUGCUUCAGAAGAUCAAGACAAACGAGAUAUUGCAAAGGGUCAUUUAAAGAAGGUGACAGAACAGUAUCCAGAUGAUGUGGAAGCUUGGAUUGAGCUAGCACAAAUCCUUGAGCAGACAGAUAUACAGGGUGCUCUUUCAGCCUAUGGCACAGCGACACGAAUACUUCAGGAAAAAGUACAAGCUGAUGUUCCCCCAGAAAUUUUAAAUAAUGUGGGUGCUCUUCACUUCAGACUUGGAAACUUAGGAGAAGCAAAGAAAUAUUUUUUGGCAUCCCUGGAUAGAGCUAAAGCAGAAGCAGAACACGAUGAACAUUACUACAAUGCAAUUUCAGUGACAACAUCAUACAACUUAGCCAGAUUAUAUGAAGCAAUGUGUGAAUUUCAUGAAGCAGAGAAACUGUACAAAAACAUCCUAAGGGAACAUCCAAAUUAUGUUGAUUGCUACCUGCGUUUAGGAGCUAUGGCUAGAGAUAAAGGAAACUUUUAUGAAGCUUCUGACUGGUUUAAAGAAGCACUUCAAAUCAAUCAGGACCAUCCUGAUGCUUGGUCCCUGAUUGGCAAUCUUCACUUGGCCAAACAAGAAUGGGGUCCAGGACAGAAGAAAUUUGAACGAAUAUUAAAACAACCAUCAACACAGAAUGACACUUACUCUAUGUUGGCUUUGGGCAAUGUAUGGUUGCAGACUCUGCACCAACCCACCAGAGACAGAGAGAAGGAAAAACGUCAUCAAGAUCGUGCCCUAGCCAUCUACAAACAGGUCCUCAGGAAUGACCCCAAGAAUUUGUAUGCUGCUAACGGCAUAGGAGCUGUGCUGGCACACAAAGGAUAUUUCCGUGAGGCUCGUGAUGUUUUUGCCCAAGUGAGAGAGGCAACCGCGGAUAUCAGCGAUGUGUGGCUUAAUCUCGCACACAUUUACGUGGAGCAGAAGCAGUACAUCAGUGCUGUGCAGAUGUAUGAGAAUUGUCUCCGAAAAUUCUAUAAACAUCAGAACACCGAAGUAUUGCUGUAUUUGGCCCGAGCUCUCUUCAAAUGUGGUAAAUUACAAGAAUGCAAACAAACAUUGCUAAAGGCAAGACAUGUAGCCCCCAGCGAUACAGUCCUUAUGUUCAACGUGGCUCUUGUGCUGCAAAGGCUAGCUACCUCUGUCCUGAAAGAUGAAAAAAGCAACCUGAAGGAAGUACUAAAUGCUGUGAAAGAACUGGAGUUAGCUCACAGAUACUUCAGUUACUUGAGUAAAGUGGGAGAUAAAAUGAGAUUUGAUUUGGCGCUUGCUGCAACCGAAGCCAGGCAGUGUUCGGAUCUGCUGAGCCAAGCUCAGUAUCACGUAGCUCGGGCUCGCAAGCAGGAUGAAGAAGAGCGGGAGCUGCGAGCAAAACAAGAGCAAGAAAAAGAACUGCUGCGUCAGAAGUUACUCAAAGAACAGGAAGAAAAACGUCUCAGGGAAAUAGAAGAGCAGAAGAAACUUUUGGAACAGAGAGCACAAUAUGUGGAGAAGACCAAGAAUAUUCUCAUGUUCACAGGAGAAGUUGAAGGCUCAAAAGAGAAAAAGCGUGGUAGUGGAGCUGGCCGGCGUUCCAGAAAAACUGGAGAAUUUGAUGAGUUUGUCAAUGAUGACAGUGACGAAGACCUUCCAGUAUCCAGAAAGAAAAAGAGGAGGAAGGGCAGUGGCAGUGAACAAGAUGGCGAAGAAGAGGAUGGAGAGAAGAAAAAGAAGAAGCGACGAAGACCUCAAAAAGGAGAUGGUGAUACUGAUGAUGAGGAAAACGACACUGCACCUAGACAGAAGAAGCGCCGCCCAGCCAAAACCGAGAAGAGAAGAAUGUCCAAGCCAGAACGCUUGCCUCUUUCAAUGAAGGGAAAAAUCAAAUCUAAAGCCAUCAUUUCAUCAAGCGAUGACUCAUCUGAUGAAGAUAAACUCAAAAUUGCUGAUGAUGGCAAUGCCAGGAACAGCAACAGUGACUCAGAUGAUGCCGAGCAGCAGCGUAACAAAAAUGUUGUGUCUGACAGUGAUAUGGACAACAGUAACAAGUCUGGCAGCGAGGGAGGCAGUCCCAGGCGAUCCAGUGCCCGCCCUUCGGAUGAAGACUCGGACAGUGAUGGUUCAGUGAGAAAGAGAAGACAGUCUGAUUUAGAGCCAUCGGAUAAUGAGUCUGUGCAGUCAGGAAGAAGUCAGUCCGGUGGUUCUGAGAACGAAUCUCGCCCAGCUUCCCGCAGUCCUGAUUCUGACAGAGAUUCAGAGAGAGUCUCUGACAAUGAGGGCUCGGCUAAUGAGUCUGAGCCAGAGGCUUCCAACAACGAGGCUUCCGAACGAGGCUCAUAUCAUGGAUCUGAUGAUAGUGAUUAAAUGUCAGCUGCAGCCCGGUUCUUUUAAACUCCUUUGUAAAUACAUAUCCUUCUGAGCCUAAGGAUAGACAACCAUCAUUUAUAUCUCAAAAUUGAUUUUUAAAACAUGCAUAGCUAUACUUUAGGAAGAAAAGUCGUGAAACUUUUCCUACAGCAUUUUUCUACUGAACAACCCAUUCACUAGAGCCUAGUGUUGUUCCUUUAGCGUACGUGAGCUACUCAAGUACCACAUUUGGCAAUAACUAAGCUGCAUACUUAUGUUCUGUAGGUUGCCCCAAGUCGCCCUAUCAGGAAGAUGGGCGGCAUAUAAAUUUAAUAAAUAAAGUAAAAUAGUGCGUUUAAAAGUUUAUUUUGUUGAAAUGUACAUAUGAUCUGAAAUGAACUAAAUGGUCAAAAUGGUAACAUUGUAUCCAGUGAUGCUCCCUUGAACCACCUGAAAUAAACGCUUUGAAGUCCUCUGAUUUGGGUGGAAGACUAGCUUGUCCUGCCUUGCCUGGUCUUGCUAGGUGUUCUGGUACUUUCUGAAGUGAUGUAAAGAAUGGGUCUACAAACUCUCAUUCUGGCUAGCAAACUCUUUUAUGUACAUACUUCUUUUAGUAAAAUUCUAAAUUUUAAAAGUUUUCUUUUCAUUUGAAAAUUGCUACAGGUACCUAAAUAAAUUAUAGCUUUGUAAUGUGGCCAAAUUGCAAUACUGUACAAGAGCCCUCCUGGAAUAAAAUGAUCUGCU
Pseudonaja textilis is the source of this 4358-nucleotide messenger RNA. It is a transcript of the gene CTR9, whose product is annotated as CTR9 component of Paf1/RNA polymerase II complex. Lineage: Eukaryota; Metazoa; Chordata; Lepidosauria; Squamata; Elapidae. Gene Ontology annotation, cellular component: Cdc73/Paf1 complex. Gene Ontology annotation, biological process: transcription elongation by RNA polymerase II; regulation of DNA-templated transcription. Gene Ontology annotation, molecular function: RNA polymerase II complex binding. The record is from RefSeq and is a predicted model, not a curated record.